Seriola dumerili (greater amberjack) is the source of this 3230-nucleotide messenger RNA. It is a transcript of the gene kitlga, whose product is annotated as KIT ligand. Bases 274 to 1074 code for a protein of 266 amino acids. The record is from RefSeq and is a predicted model, not a curated record. Gene Ontology annotation, molecular function: cytokine activity; stem cell factor receptor binding. Gene Ontology annotation, biological process: positive regulation of cell population proliferation; cell adhesion. The transcript is spliced from 10 exons. NCBI's taxonomy places the organism in Eukaryota, Metazoa, Chordata, Actinopteri, Carangiformes, Carangidae. Gene Ontology annotation, cellular component: plasma membrane.
CCUCUCCGCUGCUGCGAGCCUGGAUCUAUGUUGUAGAUAGAUGGGCUAGAUGCCACACGUCGUUAGCCUACAGGCUGCCACGGUUCAAAGUUUGAUCUCCAGUUUUUUGCCGUGUUUCUUCUUCUUUUGGGGCUUUUUUUUCCUCCUCUGCUUGGAUACUACUGACUUAAGCAUUGGAUAUGUGCACACAAGAUGAUGACAACCCCUUUCCUCCCCGUAGAAGUAAAAUAAAAUAGGCUUUCGCACACACUGGAUUUACUCCUGUCGUUCCAUAUGAAGAAGUCAAAAAUUUGGAUACGCCUCUGUGUCCAUUUACUGCUGUUCAUCACGCUUGGGGUACAUUCAAGUAAAUUUGACGUCAACCCAGUGACAGAUGACAUCUCUAGACUCUCUAUUUUGAGACAAAAUAUUCCUAAAGAUUACAAAAUUCCUGUACAUUACAUUCCAAAAGAAGAGGGUGGGAUGUGUUGGGUAAAAUUAAACGUCUUCUACUUGGAGGAGAGUUUACAAGAUUUAGCGCAUAAGUUUGGAAACAUUUCAUCCAACAGAAAAGAUAUUAGCAUAUUCAUCCAAAUGCUCCAAGAACUGCGGCUCAACAUGGGGUCUGUGGAGCCGAUCAUGUACGAUUUUGAGUGCCACUACAGGGAAGAGAGGUGGCAGACGGCGCGAUACUUUGACUUUGUCAAAGACUUCCUUAUAGCUGCACAGAAUAGAGAAGAUUCAGAUGACUGUGAUCCUCCUCCCUGUCCCACCACACCAUACACAGUAACAGAAGAAUAUUUAAAAGCAUCACCCACGUCCAGCAGUAAAGGCUCAGACUGUCCGACGGGCUGCAAUCCACUCCCAAAUAAAGAAGCAAGAUUCCUGCCCGAGGUGGUGGAGCGAAGCCUUCUCUCCUUACUCUUCAUUCCACUCCUAGCCCUCGUAUUCCUGCUUGUGUGGAAGGUCCGGUCACGGAGGAACGAGGAGGAUACUCAACAGAAUCCUGAAGCAGGUGAACAUUUCACAGGAACAGAAUGGACUGCACCUCCAGUAGAUGAACCAUCAGAAAAAAACAAGUUGAACGUCAUUUAAACAGUGUAAUUCUUUUACCCUUCAAUGUUCUUCAGCGUAAUUGGGCUCUAUUCUUUUCUCCUGUUGGUGUCCAAAGGUGAUGAAAAACAAACACGAAGCUGAAUUCCACGGUGAGAUCUCAAGAGGUGAAAGGCCUGUUUCCGACUGCUCUCCAGAUUGACAAUGGCAGAUUCACGAUUGUUACCAUGACCAAGAUUUCUCCUGGUUCAAUCAUGCCUGCUACCGUAUGGAUAAGCUUUGCCUUUCUUGUAAGACUGCAUUAACCAACCCCCAUGCUUUUGAAAAAAAAAAAAAGACUGUGAGAUUUUUUGGCAGAGAGAAAAAAAAAAAAAACAAACCCUGUACCGCACCCACACCCACCCAUCCACCACCCACCCUCAACCGCAUUCUCCGGCUCCUGCGAAUCGUCCCAUCAGAAACUUGCUGCAUCAUGAAACUCUUUGGGGAAAGAGGCAACAGAAUGACUUAUUGAGAUAAUUAAUGACAAUCACUAAAGAGGUAGGAGUGUGAACAGGGCACGCUGGCUGUGACCUUUACCAUCAGGCCGCCCUGCUGCGACUAGCUGACACUGACAGAGGUGGCAGGACACAAACAUCCGUUUCUGUUUGUAGUUUGAGUAUUUCUAUCAUGUUUGUGGUCUUACAUUGUACCAUGUCCAUUCUUGGUUUUGUGCCUUGUUUGAUUAGUGUGAUUGACUCCAUGUGUAAAUGUCAAAAGCCUGUCUAUGUUUCUGUGUGGUAGCAGAAAGUGGAGAGAUCAUUACAGGGCAGAUUAGAAUAAUCUCACCACAGAAACCCAACAGAUAUUAUCCCCAAUUUCUCUCUCUCUCUUUUUUCUUUUUUUCUUUUUUCUAAAUAAACUCAAAACUAUGACAGUUUAGUCGGCUUGACCUGUGCCCAGUUAUGAUUUUUGGAAGACAAUUUCCUGGAAAAAGCAGUGCUUCAGUAUGUGAAAACUUAUCGGCGGAACAAUCUGCAGUGGUUGUGACAUUUCUGUCCACGCGUUACAUUUUAGCCUUUGUAACCUUUUAGGAAACAGUUCAGCUGGUAACUCUGCUUGUUUCAUGUGUAUUUGGGACUAUAUGUUGGGAAUUUUUAUUAUAGGAGACGAGAGUAUAUUGUGCUAAAUUGAAUCUGUGUUUGAGAAAAAAAAAAAAAAAAGUAUACCACAUUGGUGUUCAUAUAGUUCAGAGCAACAGUACCUUUCAGCAUCAAUAGCUGGAAUUCUUUGGUGUGGUAAAGUAUUGUUUGUUGUGUUGAACUGCAAGAUAAUUUUAUUCAUUCCAAAAUGCAUCUUUGAAGAACACUCCGUUUAUGGCGACAUAUUACUGGUGCCAUAUUCUCUAUGGCAGUUUAGAUCUGAAUCUGUGUUAGGAAAAAGUAUACCACAUUGGUGUCCAUAUAGUCCAAAGCAACAGUACGUUUAAUAGGAAUACCUGAAAUUAGCGAUGUAUUAAAGUACUGUUUUAUUAAAGCUUUUAGCCAGUUACAUCCUUUCAAAAAUGCAUUUUUGAACAAUAUUGGAACAUUCUAUCUAUGGCGGUUUAGACCUGAGACUUUAUCUUCGAUCAUCUUUAGGUUUUUUGCUUCUCUACAUGAAGACUAUUACGUGCAGUGCCCAGUAUUCUGACAGAGACACAGGCUAGUCUAGCCACAAAACAAACUAACAAACAAGGUAUACUAUGUCAAAAGUUGCUUUUUAUACAUAGUCAAUGAAUAUCAUGAGCUGCAACAGGUCUAAGCUGUGAAGAAAAAAAAUAAAAAAUAACAUGGUCUCCCAUUUUCCUGUCUAUGCAAGAGCCACAAAACAGUCUGUAUGUCUGAUGCAUGGAUGCCACAAACCAAGCAAUUUCAUGCAUUAGUCAAGCGAAUGACUGCCCUUAAAUACUGUUCCUAUGUGGGGGGUUAUUUGUGUGGUCUGAGAGUGAGCAGAGCUGCAUCCUGAACAGUGCUUUCGGGCUCAAGUGAUCCAAUCCAUCCCACUUCAGCGGGUGAAUCAGAUGGCUCUAGGCAGGAAAUAAGUCUGGGUGCCAAAAAGCAAAUGUAAUUAUUGCCCGGUUGGUAUUCUGGGAGAAAACUCUACUGUAUUCUGUAUUUUUGUAUAAAUGUAAACAAACAUAUAUGAGAUAUGAAUAAAGUACACGUAUCCAACUGUUA